Messenger RNA from Myxocyprinus asiaticus (Chinese sucker), 2489 nucleotides. RefSeq lists its product as uncharacterized. The record is from RefSeq and is a predicted model, not a curated record. Lineage: Eukaryota; Metazoa; Chordata; Actinopteri; Cypriniformes; Catostomidae. The coding region runs from base 23 to 1297 and encodes 424 amino acids. The transcript is spliced from 2 exons.
ACAAACACACAACAAAGGUGCAAUGGAGGAUAUCGAAGGAAUGGUGUUAUUGACCCUCGGCAUGUGGCUGUUUUUCACAGCUAGACGACAAACUUUGUUUGAAAAGAGGCUGACGGCAGCAAGACAAAAUACAGCUAAAAAAAACAGAAGAGUUUGGGAAAUCAUACACCAAAGCGCAGACGAGGACAUCACUGUGUUAGCUCAAAGACGACGCACGAGGGUCUUUCAGUUUUUGCAAAGUCGCCGCCACAGUCCGUCUGUCUGGGCCUUCAGCCGAGCUUCUGAAUGGUGGGAUGUGAUUGUUCCCGGUUUCUCAAACGCUCAGUGGGUGGAGAACUUUAGAAUGUCCGAAGAAACAUUAACCUACCUGUGCAACAAACUGCGUCCAGCGAUGGAGAGACAGGACACAAACUUCCGCGUGUGUGUACCUUUAAAGAAGAGAGUGGCCAUCGCAUUGUGGAAGCUUGCGACCGGCUCUGAGUACAGAAGUGUUGGGCAUCUUUUCGGAGUAAGCAUAACAACUGUGUGCCGGUGUGUUCAGGAGUUCUGCGCUGCAGCAGAGACGUUGUUGGUACCGGAACAAAUUAGUUUUCCAGAUCAGGAGAAGUUUAAAGAAAUGGCUGCCUACAUUGAGAACAGGUGGGGGCUCCCACAGUGUAUUGGUGCUAUUGAUGGAUCACACAUACCCAUCAUAGCACCACAGAACUAUCACUGUGACUCUUUCAACAGUAAAGGCUGGCACUCCAUUCUUCAAGGUGUUGUCGAUGGAAAGGGACUUUUCUGGAAUGUUUUCACAGGACUGCCUGGAAGCCUGCAUGAUGCUCGUGUUUUGAGACCGUCCACACUGUGGGAGUUUGCAAGCAGUGGAAACCACAUACCAGCUUACACCAGGAACAUUGGUGGGGUGAAUGUUGGCUACUACAUCCUAGGAGACUCUGACUAUCCCUUGCAGAACUGGCUCUUAAAAUCAUUCCCUGACACUGGACGGCUGACAGCAGAACAGCAGGUCUACAACAUGAAAAUCUGCAGAGCACGUGUAGUGGUUAAAAAUGCUUUUGAUAGAUUAAAAGGAAGAUGGAGUUGCCUUAUGAAAAGAAAUGACUGUGAUGUCAAACUGGUGAAAUCUAUGGUGCUGACAUGCUGUGCUCUACAUAACCUUUGUGAGAGUCAUGGAGAGGCCUAUGAGAAUGAAUGGGAUUCACCUUCAGCAGCAGAGCCUGUGGUGGCACUGGCACAGGCUGUAGAGGAGGAGGGCAGGGAUGUACGUGAGGGUCUGAUGCGUUACUUGAAUAGCUAAAUAUUCAUGUAGUCUGUCCUGUCAAGUGUCUUGAUCAUGAAUAAACGUUUGUUUUUUGUUUUUUUGCAUUUUUAUCAAACAGGUUUUUAUCAUUUGGUACAUUACAUGCACAUGAAAUAUGAAAUCAUUAAGUACACAUGUUUGACCAGUGAAUUUUUUUUUUAUUGAACAAAAUAUACAUAAGACACAUAAAUACAAAGAUUUCAAUGUUAAAAUGUUUAUACAACAAAUGUAGAAUAUGCAAAUGUACAUAGUGCAAAACAAAAAUAUUUGCAUUAAGGCAUGUAAGGCGGGGGGUCUAGUCCAGGGGCAGAGAGUCCUGUUCUCGCCGGCCACUCAUUGCCUGCACAAGCUUCCCCAUGAUGCUGAGGAAGGCUUGAUUGAAUGCAGCCGUUUGGGCAUUCUCCUCCGUCCUCAAGCCUGCUUCAAGCUCCCUCGCUUGCCGGGCAUCAUCAAUGGCCAUCUGCAAACUGUGCUCCCUCUGUGCCCGGUUCAGCUCCUGCUGUUGAAUGUCAGCUGCAAGCAUCUCUCUUAGGACAGAAAGAUGCUCAUGUUGGUGCAGGCUCCGUUUCCUCUUGCCUGAACAAAAAUUAAGAAAAAGUUGAAAUGGGAGGUGGUUAACUGGGUUUUUUUUUAUUUUAUUUUUUACAUUAACUAGUGGUUGUUACUGUGACAAACAAUUGUUGUGACUACAAUACAGCUAACUUGAUCACAUAUCAAUCCAUUUAUGAAAGAACUGUCAAUUAACAUCCCUUAAAUGAUCUACAGUUUGAACUAAUCACAAAGUUGCAGUAGCUAGAAAUAAUGUAUUUAUGGUGGAAUUCAUGAUAUAUCCUAUAUUAUUACAGGCAUUCAAAUGGUCAUGAGUCAAGCAUUAGGUAAGCUUAACCUAAAAAUAUGAUUUGUAGCUGUGAGUGUUAGCCAUAUUUCAUACCUGUGACCACAGGCUCCAGUGUCAUGCUGGUGCUGGAGGUUGGUGGUGUUGGAGGCCGUGCUGGUGUUGACUCUGCAAGCACCGACGUGAAACUUGAGGCGUCAUUACAAGAAGAAGGGGCUCUUAUUAAAGAACCCUGAUCACUCAAGAAAUCUGAAACAAAGUUUGUACAAUUUGCUUGUAUUGCACAAAUUAUUGCGAAACAAACUAGCAACAACAACUCAAGAAAGUUACUGACCAUUUACAAUAAAACGACCG